AUGACAUUUUUUGAUUCAGGAUUUUUAGCCCUUGGUAAUAUAUUAUUCAUAAUUGGGAUAACAUUGAUAAUAGGACCACAAAGAACAAUAUCAUUUUUUAGUAGACCUACUAAAUUAAGAGGUAGUUUAUGUUUUAUAAUUGGGAUUUUAUUAAUUUUAUUAAAGAGAUCAUUUAUUGGAUUUAUAUUGGAAAGUUUUGGAAUUUUAGGAUUAUUUGGUGAUUUUUUCGGUACUAUUAUUCAAUUUUUAAGAUCUAUUCCUUAUAUUGGUGAUAUUUUAAGUCAUCCUUUAAUUGCUCCAACUAUUGAUAAAUUGGCAGGUAUUAGUAAUACUUUACCUGUUUAA
This is a messenger RNA of Candida tropicalis MYA-3404, 345 nucleotides long. RefSeq lists its product as uncharacterized. The coding region runs from base 1 to 345 and encodes 114 amino acids. Gene Ontology annotation, cellular component: Golgi cis cisterna; endoplasmic reticulum; COPII-coated ER to Golgi transport vesicle. Gene Ontology annotation, biological process: endoplasmic reticulum to Golgi vesicle-mediated transport; retrograde transport, endosome to Golgi. The transcript has a single exon. The record is from RefSeq and is a predicted model, not a curated record. NCBI's taxonomy places the organism in Eukaryota, Fungi, Ascomycota, Pichiomycetes, Serinales, Debaryomycetaceae.